Pichia kudriavzevii is the source of this 1086-nucleotide messenger RNA. RefSeq lists its product as uncharacterized. The coding region runs from base 1 to 1086 and encodes 361 amino acids. Gene Ontology annotation, biological process: intracellular signal transduction. The transcript has a single exon. NCBI's taxonomy places the organism in Eukaryota, Fungi, Ascomycota, Pichiomycetes, Pichiales, Pichiaceae. The record is from RefSeq and is a predicted model, not a curated record. Gene Ontology annotation, molecular function: protein serine/threonine kinase activator activity.
AUGGCAUUCUUAUUUAAAAGAAACCCAAAGACACCAGGUGACUUAUUGAGGUUGUUGAAUGAACAACUAACGAAGUUGGAUACAGCAAGUGUUUCCGAGAGAAAGAAAGCGCAAGACGAUGUAACACGUCAUUUACAGACAAUCAAGUCGAUGAUUAACGGUGAAGAUAACAUACUAAAUGAAUCACAAUCAGGAAGUCAAACUGAUAUUCUAACGCAAUUAAGCCAGGAAAUUUAUUCUACAGAUACAAUUUAUAACUUAGUCGCAAAUUUGGAAUGUAUCGAGUUUGAUUCUAGAAAGAUUGUUGUGCUUUUAUUCAGUUAUCUUUUAAGAAGAAGAAUUGGAAACAGGUCACCAACUGUGGAUUAUCUAUUGAGUAAGCCGAAGAUUAUUGUGACUCUUAUUAAAGGUCCAGAAACACCGGAAAUUUCCUUGAAUACGGGUUUGAUGUUGCGUGAAGCUAUUAAACACGAAUCAAUUGCCAAAUUUGUUUUGUAUGAUUCCCUUUUCUGGAAAUACUUUGUAUAUAUUCAGUCAGAUUCGUUUGAAGUUUCAACUGACGCGUUCACUACAUUACGUGUUCUGCUUACCGAACAUAAGUCACUUGUGGGAUCGUUCUUCUCUAAUGAUCAAAUAGUAGGGAAUUUUAUAUUGAUGAUUAACAAACUUAUAACUCAAGGAAACUAUAUUACUAAGCGUGAAUCAACAAAACUUUUGGCUGAUCUGAUUAUGAUCAAGUUGAAUUACAACUUGAUGACUAAAUACGUCAAUGAUGUCGAAAAUCUAAAGAUAAUCAUGCUACUACUUGGUGAUCGUUCCAAAAACAUUCAAAUCGAGGGAUUUAAUGUAUUCAAAGUGUUUGUUGCCAACCCCAAAAAGGAAAAGACAAUUAUAGAUAUAUUGGCUAAAAACAGGAAUAAGUUAUUGGAGUUUCUAGAAGGGUUUAACAAAGAUAGGAACGAUGAUUUAUUUAUUGCAGAGAAAGAAUACAUAAGUCAGCAAAUUCAGGGACUUCCCAAGGUGCUCAAUAGUGAUAAGUGCAAUGAAAAAAGCAACAGCUCAUCAUUUGAUAUUGACCAUAACUAA